CAUGUUGUAUAGAUAGAGUGAUGCAGAGAAUGUCACAGAAACUAUAGAAAAUUUCUAAAGGGUUGAUAGAAAGAAGUUGCAGACCUCUUUCUCUGUGUUUGGUUUGGAGGGCAGUUGGUGAUUUUGAAUAUUAGGCCUUGUCCUCUCCUUUAAAGUCUUCUAUAUCAUUGCUCAUUGGCACCAUCUCUUCUCAUUUCUUCUAACCAAAUUCUUUCAUUCUUCAAAAACCCAAAAACUUCACCCUAAAACAAGACGAAAAAGAAGAAGAAGAACAACAACAACAAACUUGUGCAAACAUUUCAGUCUGGGAAAUCUUCACUAGUUUGAAGCAUUUUUAUCAAGAAUGGCAGUCAAGAAACUCACAUGGAGAUCCAUCGUCCCAUAUUGCUACAAGUCUGAGCGCCCACCAUCAAAGGCUAGCAAGAAAGUGGUAGCAAAACAGACCUCAUUCCAGAGGCUUUCUCUAUCUGAUUUGAGCAAUCCAAGCUCAACAUUUUCAGAGGACCUCUCCAUAUCUCUAGCAGGGUCUAAUCUUCACAUCUUUACUCUUGGGGAGCUAAAGGUGAUCACACAGAGCUUCUCCUCCAGCAACUUUCUCGGUGAAGGCGGGUUUGGACCGGUGCAUAAAGGGUUCAUUGAUGACAAGCUUAGGCCUGGUUUGACAGCCCAGCCUGUGGCUGUCAAGCUCUUGGACUUGGAUGGUUCUCAAGGCCAUAGGGAGUGGCUGACUGAGGUGAUCUUUCUUGGACAACUGAGGCAUCCACACCUUGUGAAGCUGAUAGGCUAUUGCUGUGAAGAUGAACAUAGGUUACUGGUGUAUGAAUACAUGCCAAGAGGCAGCUUAGAGAACCAGCUAUUUAGAAGAUAUUCAGUAUCACUGCCAUGGUCAACAAGAAUGAAAAUUGCGCUUGGAGCCGCAAAGGGCCUUGCCUUCCUCCAUGAAGCAGAGAAACCAGUUAUCUAUCGUGACUUCAAAGCUUCAAACAUCUUGUUGGACUCUGAUUAUACUCCCAAGCUCUCAGAUUUUGGUCUAGCAAAAGAUGGUCCAGAAGGAGAUGACACACAUGUUUCUACAAGAGUCAUGGGCACACAAGGCUAUGCUGCUCCUGAAUACAUCAUGACAGGUCACUUGACAGCAAUGAGUGAUGUGUAUAGCUUUGGAGUGGUACUCUUGGAGCUUUUAACAGGAAGGAGAUCUGUGGACAAGAACAGACCUCACAGAGAGCAGAACCUAGUAGAGUGGGCAAAGCCUAUGCUGAAUGAACCCCGAAAACUUAGCCGAAUCAUGGACCCGAGACUUGAAGGCCAAUACUCCGAAAUAGGGGCCAGAAAGGCUGCUGCAUUGGCUUACCAAUGCAUCAGCCACCGGCCAAAACAAAGACCAAAAAUCAGUGAUGUGGUCAAGAUCUUAGAGCCCCUCAAGGAUUUUGAUGACAUUCCCAUUGCCUUUGUGUACACAGUUCCUACCGAAUCCGAUUCGAUUAAAGAUGUAAAAGAAGGUGAUGCACAGAAGGAAUUGAAGAAGAAGAACAACCACCAUCAGCAAAAUCAAGGCCCUAAGCAUCAUCAGCUAAGAUCACCAAAGUCUCCACAUUAUUACUCAGACAACAUGGUGCACCAAAACCAUAGAAAUAAUGUUUUAAAAUCUCCCUUGCACCAGAGAGGCAGGGGAAUAUAGAGUAAAGAUUAGCAUACAUGUAAAUCAAUCAUACCAUUCAAAUCCAGUGUAAAAUGUAAAUAGGGAUAUGUCAAAGUUGCCUUGACUGGCUGCAUAUGGUGUAAACUAACACCACUCUAGUGAGAGAGGACAUGUUAAUUUUCUGAAAUUUUUGGGCCAACCAUGAUAGUUUUUUUUUC
Molecule: messenger RNA, 1857 nt
Organism: Prunus dulcis (almond)
Lineage: Eukaryota; Viridiplantae; Streptophyta; Magnoliopsida; Rosales; Rosaceae
Product: serine/threonine-protein kinase RIPK
Exons: 5
Coding region: 344-1678 (444 amino acids)
Biological process (GO): protein phosphorylation
Molecular function (GO): protein kinase activity; ATP binding
Source: RefSeq, a predicted model, not a curated record